CUCUAUAUAUACUCAUCACUUUCAAUCAUUUUCAUUCACAACUCAUCUCUUCUCCUACUCUCUCUACUUACUCUCUCUACUUAAUUCUUUAAUUACGCAAUUAUUCUCUUAAUUACAUAAUUAGUCUUUUAAUUAUUUCUUAAUUUAGUUAGUUACAUAAUUAAUUAUUUAUUUAUUUCUUAAUUCUAUAUUUCUAUUAUUACUUCAAUAUUAUCAAUCAUGUCUUCAUUUUUGAAAAAAUCCACAAAAAAAGUUACUAAAGUGGCAAAAUCAUUGGGAGGUUCCAGUUCGUCCAAAAGAAAGGCCACUUCUACUCCGUCGGUAUCAACAACACCUUCCAUUAGUAAUUAUAAUUAUGAACAUAAUUAUCCGGAAGGGUACGACCCGGAGUUACAUAAUUAUGCAGAAGAAAUGGAAAGAGAAAUACAAAUUGAUGAAGAAGAAGAACAAGAAGAGGAACCAACGACCCCAAUUGGGAUAAAUAUAUCUCGACAGUCAUCAACAAGAUCACAUGAAGAACAAGGAGAACAAAGACAACAAAGACAAGCUCGUGGUAAACGAGUCAAUUUCCAAACUAUCGAUGAAGAUGAACCAGUAAGACAACCUUUUCCGGCAAUGCCACCUCCUAGUGGUAGAGCUGUUUCACAUGUGUGGUCGUAUUUCACAAAAAAACCAACCGAGAAUCCAGAUAUUUUCUUAUGCACUUGUCAAAUUUGUGAAAGUCAAGGAGUAAAGCCCUUAGUUUCAUACAGUUUCGCCAGAGGUGGUGGUACGUGAUCUUUUAACAAACAUUUGGCAAAGAAGCAUGGAAUCACAAAAGAAACUCAUGCAGCAAGCGGGAGCGGGACCACAAGUGGAAGCCGACAGACACAAUGGGACAUUCCCAUCACAGGUAUGCCUUUUAGAUACAAUCGUAAUGACAUGAUUGAUGAAUUUUCUAGGUAUGUAACUUGUGAUGAAUUGCCUUUUAACCACGGUGAAAGUAGGGCAUACGAGCGUCUCAAUAGAAAAACUUUGCAACCACAAUAUAGAGCAAUCCCUAGGAGCACUCUUAAAAGACGCACAAUUAAAUUAUACGAAUCAAUGCGCUAUGAAUUAGUUGAAAUGUUUAAAUCGUUUAAUGGUAGGGUUAGCAUAACAACUGACAUUUGGUCUGCUCCCCCACAUUUAGAACCUUAUAUGUGUGUAACAGCACACUGGAUAGAUCGAAAUUGGAUUAUGCAAAAAAGAAUAAUUGCUUUUGAGACAAUGCCAGAAAGACAUACCGGUGAAAACAUAAAAUAUAGAUUAGUAGAGAUAUGUAGAGAAUGAAACUUAUUAGAUAAAAUAUUUUGUUGUUCAACUGAUAAUGCAACCGCGAACAUUAAAUGUAUAGAACUUUUGUUUAACGAACCUGCUUUUAGUUUAAUCCUUGGGGGUAGCUUAUUACACAUACGUUGUUGUGCGCAUAUAAUUAACUUAUCUUGCCAAGCAGGCAUAAAACAAUUAAGUGAUUUAUUAGAACCAAUUAGGGAUAUAGUGAAAUGACUUAGGAUCGGAAAAAUAAAAAGACGAUAUAAACAAUUAUGUGACCAAUACCAACUUAAAAAAGUGUAUUGGUCAUCAGAUACUCCUACACGUUGGGGCUCAACCAACGAUUUAUUAAGAAAGGCGAUUGCUUAUCGUCCAGUAAUAACACAACUAUAUAGUGAGUGUACAGAUAGUUUCAUAGCUGAUGACACUUGGGAAUUAGCUAUAGAUGUACAUAACAUAUUAGAAGCGUAUGACCACGCGACUAAGAUUUUUUCUUAUGUUUAUGAACCGAACGUUCACUUAGUAAUAAGUGAAUGUAUUACUAUUUUUUAUCAUCUCCUUAAAUAUACACAUGAAGAUACUAACCCAAAAUUGAGGCCGAUUCUUGCAGAUAUGAUGGAAAAAUGGCAAGCAUAUUUUACCGAUUUUCCUUAUAUUUAUGGAAUCGCAACCAUUUUGGACCCACGUUUUAAAACUGAGGUCCUUACUAAAGUAAUAGGAUUUUAUUAUCAAUCGUUAGAUCGCCCGUCUACUGAUGUACAUAAUUAUGUAGGAACAUGUAAAAAAUAUUUAGCAGAACUCUAUGAUUUUUACGCUAGUGUAUAUAACCCGAAACGCGAUAUGUCUAGGCGUGCUAGCGUUUCGGCACGUCCCUCUUACUAUAAUUCGGUAAUAUCUAACAUAAUGACUCAAGAUGAUAGUUUUCUAGGAUCAUCUUCUUCUUCCUCGACCUCAUAUUUAGAACUAGAUAGUUAUCUUAAACACCACUUUGAAA
Molecule: messenger RNA, 2287 nt
Organism: Amaranthus tricolor (Joseph's coat)
Lineage: Eukaryota; Viridiplantae; Streptophyta; Magnoliopsida; Caryophyllales; Amaranthaceae
Exons: 3
Coding region: 220-777 (185 amino acids)
Source: RefSeq, a predicted model, not a curated record